Gossypium raimondii (Peruvian cotton) is the source of this 1543-nucleotide messenger RNA. Its product is annotated as WAT1-related protein At5g40240. Gene Ontology annotation, molecular function: transmembrane transporter activity. Lineage: Eukaryota; Viridiplantae; Streptophyta; Magnoliopsida; Malvales; Malvaceae. The coding region runs from base 75 to 1265 and encodes 396 amino acids. The record is from RefSeq and is a predicted model, not a curated record. Gene Ontology annotation, cellular component: plasma membrane. The transcript is spliced from 7 exons.
UCUUUUGAGGUGAUAUUAAUUUUGAAACACACUACUGCGUAUAAACAAAUUGCAGCUAAGGUGUUGCUUUCAAGAUGGGACAAUACAUAUGUAAUACAUAUAAAAUCAAGUUUUCCUUGGUUGGAAAACCAAACAUCUCCACAUAUUUCUCUGCUUUUGCAGGUUUGGCAGUUAGUCAAAAUAUGGGGUUAAGUUCUUACCUAUGGAAUGCACUCCCUUUUAUGGCAAUGAUUACAGUGGAAUGCACAGAUGUGGGUAUAUCAGUGAUAAGUAAAGCAGCUUUGAGUAAAGGAAUGAGCAACGUUGUUUCAGUUACUUAUUUCAAUGCUUUGGGUACUUUGAUCCUUCUUCCAUACUACAUUUUUUUCAGAGAUAAGCAAGCUCCUUUGACUUUCUCACUGCUUUGGAGAUUCUUCCUCUUAGGCUUGAUAGGAAGCUCAGGACAGAUUAUAUUUCUUACUGGAGUCAAAUUCAGCUCCCCUACUCUCUCAUCAGCUUUAGUAAACCUUAUCCCCGUUUUCACUUUCCUGCUUGCGGUCAUAUUUAGGAUGGAAAAGUUAGAAAUGAGAAAAUCAAGCAGUCAAGCUAAAUUGUUGGGUGCCAUUGUAGCUGUAACAGGAGCAUUCGUAGUGACUCUCUAUAAGGGUCCUCCAGUUUUAAUGUCUUCAUCUCCUUCAGAUUUUCUUCAUCACCCUUUUGAUUCAAAGCAAUUUAAGUGGAUUAUUGGAGGCCUUUCAGAGCAAUCUAAGUGGAUUAUUGGAGGCUUUCUUCUUUUAUUGGUUUGCCUUUCAUCUGCAACAUGGAAUGUUCUUCAGGCAGCCACUGUUAAGGAAUAUACAGAUAAAAUGACGAUUGUCUUCUUCUUUACGUUCUUUAUAGCUAUCCAAUCUUUGGUUUUCUCUGUAAUUUUGGAAAGAAAUCCAACUGCAUGGAGAUUGAAGUCUACUGAAGAAGUAGCUGCCAUUUUAUGCUCGGCAGUAUUUGGAAGUUUGUACAGAAUUUCAAUUCAUACAUGGUGCUUAGAAAAGAAGGGACCUGUGUAUGUUUCCAUGUUCAAGCCCUUAGGGAUUGCUGUUGCAGUCGCCCUCACUGUCAUAUUUCUUGGCGAGUCUCUUUUUCUUGGCAGUGUGAUUGGAUCAAUUAUCAUUUUAGUGGGAUUCUACACAGUGAUAUGGGGACAAUCCAAUGAAAAGAAGACGUUGAAAACUGAAGUUUGUGGCUUGGAAUCAUCCCACCAAAAGACCCCUCUUAUUCACAAUAGCUGAACUAAUAUCAGCAAAACAAAUAAUGCCUACAUUUCACUCCUCUUCUCCCUUUUAUGUUAUGUAGGCAAUAGUGUAGUUUCCAAGUCGGGGUCGGGGUCGGGGUCGGGGUCGGUGUUGGUGUCACAUGUAACUUUUUUAUUUUUUAACUUUUUGAAAGUUAGUAUUUGUAUAUUCGUACCUAAAUAUAUAUGAUAUUAUUGUAAACAAAUGUCAAUUAAUAUGUAUUUUGAAUUUGGAUUAAAAUAGGAAUUAUAUUGUGAUCAAGCCAUUGAGGUAAA